Molecule: messenger RNA, 1984 nt
Organism: Ruditapes philippinarum (Manila clam)
Lineage: Eukaryota; Metazoa; Mollusca; Bivalvia; Venerida; Veneridae
Exons: 5
Coding region: 197-1984 (595 amino acids)
Source: RefSeq, a predicted model, not a curated record
GAAAUGUCAACCUGAUUGGUUCUAAUGAGGUGUUACAAUAUAUUGAUAAAGCAGUCAAUUCACGUGUAGUAUUAUCUGAGGUCAGAUCAUAUUUCAAUUGAAUAAAAGACAUAGUGUGUAAAAUCAUGUAAAAUAUUUGGCAAGACAAGCAGAUCUAAAAGCGUUUGCCUUCUACAUUCAUGUUCAUGGGCACAACAUGAUGGAUGACCAAGAGAACAGCAGACGUUUGAGAUCAGAAGAGAACUUUAAUAUAAAAUCUGACUGCUUAUUCUGCACAAAUUAUGCUAAAUCAAACAAAAAGAAAAGGGGUGGUGAUGUGUGGGAUGUUAAAACUUUAGAUUUUCAAGAUACAAUUAUUCGGAAAUGUAAAGAGAGAAAUGACUUGUGGGGUAUUGCUGUGCUUGGGCGAAUAGAACACAUUAUUGAUCUGCCUGGUGCUGAUGCAGUUUAUCAUCAAAUAUGCAAUACAAACUUCAGGACUGGAAAAGACAUACCUAUGAAAUACCAAUCAAAUACAAGUAAACGCCCAAAACUUAGUGCAAGAAGUCCGGGGAGGCCUAUCAAUAGAGAUCAACAAUUGGCAUUUGAUAAACUUGUGCGUUAUGUCGAAACAUCUGAAGGUAAAGUCAUAUCAGUGAGUGAUCUUGUCAAAAAAAUGACCGAACUUUGUGGUGACAAGUCUUAUACUGCAAAACAUAUGAAAAAUAAGCUUAUAGAACACUUUGGUUCUGAUAUUGUUAUUGGGAAUCUUGAUGGUAAAAGUGACAUCAUAACCUUAAAAACUACUGCAUCAAGUAUAAUUCAUAACUUUCACAAGAGGCAGCAAAAUGAACAGUCUGACGAACAAGAAAAUAUCAUAACAACUGCUGCUAAACUUAUCAAAAAUGACAUACAAUCAAUACAGUGUGAUAAAUCUUUCUACCCUUCAUCAGAAAAUGUUAAAUCACUUAAAGAAAAUUUAGCUUUUCUUCCAACAAGUUUGCUUGUAUUUUUGAACAAUAUAUUUGUUGAGAAAAACAGUGAUGUAAAAAUAGCUACUAUAGGCCAAGCAAUAAUGCAAGCAUGCAUACCUAGAAAUGUCAUUUGCCCAUUACAAUUAGGUCUACUCUAUGUGAUUGCAGGAAAUAUUGGAGACAGUAUAUGCUCCAAACGCAUGUUGACAGGGAAGUCUGUUCAAAGAGCUGUAAGAGGUCAUUUCAUGAUAGAUACUGCUCUCAAUGCUUUGUUGAUGUCUACAUUGUACGACCGACCACUGCACACACACGUUUCUGGCCAAUUGAGUGAUCAAGAUGAAGAAAAUGCAAAUGAAUCAACCAUCAGUAUUCCACACUUAAGUGAAACAAGCGAAUCAGAGCAAUCAAGACAAACAUUAGAUGAUACAGAUUCUAAUGUUCAGCAUGAUGAUUUAGAAGCUAUCAGCAAUUUAUACGACGCAAUUACAAAUGGUACUGCAUCAUUGGACGAUACAAACACAAACAUAAACCUAAAAACGAUUGAUGAAAAAAGAUCAAACUUCAGACGAAGGCUGAAAGACAAUAGAACAACACAGCUUUGGUUUCAAUACAUGGACAUGGUAUCACUUCUGCAGGAAUUCUUAAUGGCUGAGAGAAUAGGCGAUUGGGAAGGUCACUUAUCAGUUGUUAAAAGCAUGUUACCCUAUUUUGCCGCUGCGGGUCAUACACACUAUCCGAAAUCAUGCUACCUGUACCUAAUGGAUAUGAUGAAAUUGCCCAAUGAUCAUCCAGACAUAAACAAAGCUUUCUUACAAGGAUUUCAUGUGGUCAGAAGAACAGCUCGAUACUGGGCUGGCUUGUCAACAGAUUUGAUCAUCGAGCAAGUUUUGAUGCGUUGCCUAAAAACAUGUGGUGGACUUACGCGCGGAAGAGGAUUAACUGACAAAGCAGAAAAACUUAGAGACAAAAUCUUUGUGUUUGCAAAUGCACCCUUUGAAUUAACCUUGUCUUUGAGGAAGCGUGAAGCUUAA